Messenger RNA from Scatophagus argus, 3584 nucleotides. It is a transcript of the gene tomm70, whose product is annotated as translocase of outer mitochondrial membrane 70 homolog A (S. cerevisiae). The record is from RefSeq and is a predicted model, not a curated record. Lineage: Eukaryota; Metazoa; Chordata; Actinopteri; Scatophagidae. Gene Ontology annotation, molecular function: protein binding. The coding region runs from base 102 to 1838 and encodes 578 amino acids. The transcript has 12 exons.
UUCCACGGUGUGACCUCGCAGGGCACGGGAAGAAGAAGUGUAGCUCUCUCACGCUGCUUGGUGGUGGUACUGGUUGGCUAGCUAUCGCUCGGUUGUAGAUCAUGGCUGCUUCAAAGCCAGUCGAGCCGCAGUCCGGCACUGGACUGCCCCGCUGGCAGCUGGCACUGUUAGUCGGGACUCCAAUAGUAUUGGGAGUGGGGGCGGUUUACCUCUGGAAUCGCAGCAGGACGAAGGAAAGGAAAGGCACCGGAGAGCGAAAAACACCAGAAGGCAGCGCCAGUCCCGUGCAGGGCCAAGACGGCGCAGCACGAGCCACCCGGGAGCAGGAGAACAUGAGUCCUCUGGAUCGUGCCCAAGCAGCAAAGAACAAGGGCAACAAGUACUUUAAGGCUGGCAAGUACGAAAACGCCAUCCAGUGUUACACAGAAGCCAUUAGUCUCUGCCCCACAGAGCAGAAGACUGAUUUAUCAACAUUUUACCAGAACAGAGCGGCAGCCUACGAACAGCAGAUGAAAUGGACAGAGGUGGUACAGGACUGUUCCCAGGCUGUGGAACUGAAUCCGCGCUAUGUCAAGGCUCUGUUCAGGAGGGCUAAAGCACUGGAGAAACUAGACAACAAGAAGGAGUGCCUAGAAGACGUCACAGCAGUGUGUAUUCUUGAGGCCUUCCAGAACCAGCAGAGCAUGCUGUUAGCAGAUAAAGUGUUAAAACAGCUGGGAAAAGAGAAGGCCAAAGAUAAAUAUAAGAACCGUGAACCGAUGAUGCCCUCUCCUCAGUUCAUCAAAUCCUACUUUAGCUCGUUCACUGAUGACAUCAUUUCUCAGCCCCUGCAAAAGGGGGAGAAAAAAGACGAAGACAAGGACAAGGAGGGCGAGACAGCUGAGGUCACUGCCAGCUCUGGGUACCUGAAGGCAAAGCAGUACAUGGAGGAGGAGAACUAUGACAAAAUCAUCAGUGAAUGCACCAAGGAGAUCGAGUCAGGUGGUCGAUACACUGCCGAGGCCCUCCUGCUGCGUGCCACAUUCUACCUGCUGAUUGGUAACGCUACUGCAGCUCAGCCUGAUUUGGACCGGGUAAUCAACAUGAAGGACGCCAAUGUGAAGCUACGAGCCAAUGCUUUGAUCAAGCGUGGAAGCAUGUACAUGCAGCAGCAGCAGCCUCUCCUCUCUACACAGGAUUUCAACAUGGCGGCCGAGAUCGACACACGCAACCCUGAUGUUUAUCAUCACAGGGGUCAGCUGAAAAUUCUGCUGGACCAGGUGGAUGAGGCAGUGGGAGACUUUGAUGAGUGUAUCCUGCUCAGGCCUGAUUCUGCUCUCGCUCAGGCACAGAAAUGUUUCGCUCUUUACAGACAAGCAUAUACUGGAAACAACCCAUCACAAGUACAGACAGCCAUGGACGGCUUUGAGGAUGUUAUCAGAAGAUUCCCAAAGUGUGCAGAAGGCUACGCUCUUUAUGCUCAGGCUUUGACUGAUCAGCAGCAGUUUGGAAAAGCAGAUGAGAUGUAUGACAAGUGCAUUGAACUGGAACCAGACAAUGCUACCACAUAUGUCCACAAGGGUUUGUUACAGCUUCAGUGGAAACAAGACCUUGACUUGGGCCUAGAGCUCAUCAGUAAGGCCAUUGAAAUUGACAACAAAUGUGACUUUGCCUAUGAAACUAUGGGAACCAUUGAAGUUCAAAGGGGCAAUCUGGACAAGGCAAUAGAAAUGUUCAACAAGGCAAUUAACCUAGCCAAGUCAGAGAUGGAGAUGGCCCAUUUGUACUCGUUAUGUGAUGCAGCAUACGCCCAGACUGAAGUGGCAAGGAAGUAUGGGCUGAAACCUCCAACACUGUAACAUCUCUUCCAGCUGGUCGCCAAUCUCUUUAUUGCUCAACCUAACUGUAUUAAAAGUGCAACUGUCUGAUUUAACUUUGAUUCGAGUACUGGAUUAUGAGGUAAAAAAAAAAGGAACAGCCCCGAAUAUAUACCAUGUUUACAUCACAUUAAAAGAAGUUUGUUAAUGCAGAAAGAGGGAUUUCUAUUUAGUCAAGUCACAGCUGUGAUCCAGGCCUCUGGUUGACUUAGUGGUCUGUCAUGGUGGGAGUAGGGUGUGAGUUUAACAGCACAGCGCUUAGCUGGUGAUUCAUCCAGAACAUUGCCAUCAAAACCUUUUAUUACCCAGAAUAAAGAGAAAGACUGUGUCAUCCAGAGAGGGAAAAAAUACAUGAAUGGCCAUGUAUACCUGUCUAAAUUAAUAGUUACCAUGUAAAAUGAAAGAGAAUUGUGUAUGCAGCCUGUUCAACCAAUUUCUGACUUUGACUUUUGUGACACUUUUAAAUCUACAGAAAAUACUGUGAGAGCUUUAUAUAGUUCUAAUGGACUGUUCACUCGUUAAUUUAUGCUGAUCUAAAGUGGUUAUGUCCUCUCACAUUAUAACAUACAUUUUCAGUUCUGAAUGCAAGAUUAAAAUUCUAGUCAAGUGUGUAAUGUCUUCGUUUGUAAUGCUGGAAUUGAUCCCAUGGACACUGAGCAACGGAAGGCUUAGUUUGCUUCCUAAAGGUUUUUUGUUUUUGUUUUUUUUUAAUCGUGGGAUUGCCUGCUGUCUUUUUUUAUAUAUAUAUAUACUUUGUGCAGCAUGUUCACUUUAUAAUUAAAAAUGCAAUGCUCGUGCUGUCUUGAACACUAGGAAAACCCCAGCUAUAAGAGACUUUGCGCAAAACAUUUUGGUUUAGAAAAACUUUAACAACCUUGUCUCUAGUUUUUGAAAAUGUUAUUUUUGGAUUGCCUCUAGCUUCAGAAGAUGUCACAGGGAUUUGGAUAUUCAGUGUUUUUUCCUAGCUUUGUUUGAGAAACUUGAUUUAUUUUCUAUUUUAUUGUAAAAUGAUUGUUUUUCAUGCUACAUUCGGUUUCAUCUUUUCACAGUAAACUCAAGACAGUGGGAUUUUUCCUUUCCUCUUCAAAUUUUAUUCACACAACCCAAGCAUUGGUGUUUCCAGGCCACACACAGCUGUGUGCUGCUCAAGUACUUUUAUUUAAAAAAAAUAAUAGUAAUAAAAAUAGCCACCACUGCUGAAGAUGUGUUUGGAAAAUUUUUGGUGUUUAGAAAACUUAAUUCAGAUCGCCCUGUCAUGUUUGUUCGUUUAGCAGCAGUAAUGGCUAAUUUUAUUGAAUGUGUGGUAGUACCAAGGAAACAAAUGCAUUCCAAGCUGCAGCCGGUGACGACUGCUCAACAAAAAUCCUCUUUCUUAAACUUACAACAUGCAUCCACACUUGUGAAAUUCAUGCUACUGUCAACAGUUAAUCUAAACUUUGGCUGUUUGAUAGAUAUUACCCUGACAUUCAUCAGUGACAUGUAUGGUGACCAAAGUGAAAAAGAAUAUAAAUCCUAAUAAAGUUACAUUUCCUGGAAUGAAUUUAACCUUUUAAAAUUUAUUGUAGCCUUACAUUCUGCAUAAAUGCACUGAAAACUGUCUUCUGUGACUUCGUUCACUGUUUCCAUGCUCUUGAACGUUUUUUUUUUAUUUGCUCAGUUUUCAUGUUGAUCUGUAACAUUAUAUGAGUAAGUAUUUGGUUUUCAUUAAAUGUGAUACAUCUCAUGAAA